CAUCAGCCUGCUGGGCUUCGUCCCGUUCCUGGACCCCGUGGUCGCCGGUUUCAUGGAGUCUCGGUGGCAGCUGAUGCUCUCCUUCGACAUGGAGGUUCUGGCGGCGCGGCUGCGCCUCGCGCGGCCCCUCUGCUGCCCGCUGGGUCCCGACCUGUCCCGGGACCCCAAGGUCGCCUCUUCCUUGAAGUCUCUGCCGUGCGUGAUGGGGCUCUACGUUGCGAAGAUGGUCGUCCGCCCCGUGGAUGUGGUGGUCGCCCUGGUGUUCCUCGUCCUAUCCCUGGGCCUCUCGGGCGUGUGUUUCAGGGCGUGA
Messenger RNA from Prorocentrum cordatum, 310 nucleotides. Lineage: Eukaryota; Dinophyceae; Prorocentrales; Prorocentraceae. The record is from the annotation of a GenBank genome assembly.